AUGGGCAGCUUUCGGUCUUUCGCCCGGACGACCGUCGACAAGCGGAUCCCGGCUCGGCGCGCGGACAAUCUUCGGAGUCCGCUGUGGCGCUGCCGAACCACAUUCGCACCCCGACGUUCUGCUCCUACCACGUUCGUCGCUGCGAUUGCCUCGAAUCGCUCAGCUGCCUGUCGAUCUGUCGCGCCCGUGCUCGUCGUCGUCGUGGUGGUGCCGGCGGUGCCAGACAAUUCCCGACACCUUUCAUACAACUGCCGCCUACCCAGGCUCUCGAUGAGAGGCUCCACGAUUGAGUGCCCCGCACGCUCUGGAUUUUCAGGCAGGUCUACAGACAGGCCCUCUGGCAACGAAUCUGCCGACCCGAGCGAGGACCAAAUCCCGAUCCCUGUCGCCAAGAUAAAGCGCCGAUGGCGAUCUCGAUCCCCCUCCGUCGAAAAUUCCCGAUUCAUGUCAUCGUCGUCGUCGUCGUCGCCGUCUCCUGACGAGCUGUUCAAUGCCCGCGGCAUCGCGUACCGGUCGACUGGAAGCGGCAGUGGGGCGGCCCGUUCAGAUAGGUCUUCCGGAUCCGCGCCGCGCCGCGGUACCUGCAGCCCGCGAUAUCGACGUGUCCGCCCCCCGCGUGUCCCGCCUUCACCCGUCGUCUUCUGGAGCAUCUCCCGUUUUCACGCUGAAGAUAGCGACGUGUCGAUCGCCGCACAGACUCCCAUUAGCAUGCUCACUCGCGUCGGAGCAAUCGACGACUUGGCGCGCGCGAUGAGGCACUCUUGCCUGCUCUUGCUCAAUCCGGACGGGGGUCCGACACGGAUCGGGCCAUGGCUACCAGUCGCGCACCUGCGUUGUGGUGGAGCUAGCAGCGGGAACGCAGAAUGGGCGCAGGUCGUCUGA
This is a messenger RNA of Heterobasidion irregulare TC 32-1, 882 nucleotides long. RefSeq lists its product as uncharacterized. The transcript is spliced from 5 exons. The coding region runs from base 1 to 882 and encodes 293 amino acids. Lineage: Eukaryota; Fungi; Basidiomycota; Agaricomycetes; Russulales; Bondarzewiaceae. The record is from RefSeq and is a predicted model, not a curated record.